AAAAAAAAGGUGAAAAAAAGAAAAUUUCAAAUCGGAGGAAAUAUCGGAAGGAAGAUGGCGGGAUCCCUAACUGCAUCAGUCCACCGAGGAAACGCGGAGGCUUCAGAAACUUCCCGAUGGCUAAUCAGCUUCGCUCGGUUUAUUCCGUUUCCGUCUCCUCCAUCUCCGUAUCCAGGACUCGUUCCUCUCGGAAAGAGGGAGCUGAGCUCGUCGCCCAUAGGGACGUGGCUGUCGACGUCCUUCUCGAAGGUGUAUCUCACUCUGGUGGACGAAGUGAACGGAUCCGAUGCGAUUCUCUCCGUCGAACUCGCCGGCAAAAUCCUCGAAGAACACUACAUUUCGAAGCUGAACUUCUCGUGGCCUCACAUGACGUGCGUUUCUGGGUUCCCAUCUCGUGGCAGCCGAGCGAUUCUCGUUAGCUACAUGGAUUCCGAAAACGAGGCAACCUCCUUACACUCGAUUCUCUUUUGGAAAUUUUCUGGAAUAAACAUACUGUCUAAUGUGCUUGUUGAUAAUGGUUCACGAGUUAGAUACUCCAGCUGUGUGAUUGAAAGCCUAUUGUUUACUGUGAUUGUUAAGCUUCUUCUCCAGAUUCAAAAGUUCGCUUUAAGGUUCUCCACAUGUGAUGCAGCUGUAACCUUUGUAGCAGCUCUCAAGGAGAAACUCAGUGGCUUUGAGGAAGCUGGGAUACAGGAACAUGAAACCAGGCCCGAGGCUAGUUUCCAGUCAGAUUACAACCCUGGAAAUGAGAUUAUCCCCAGUUAUGUUCCUGAAAUGCUACCAAGGCUCGAGUGUCAACAAUCCUUAUACCCACAACAAUUCGCCACUGAGGAAGAGCCAAACAUGGUUAAACCUCCUGAAAGUUAUGUUCUUGAAAUGCAACCAAGGCUUGAGUAUCAAACUUGUCAAACAUUCUAUGAACCACAAAUCGCCACUGUGGAGGAGCCAACCAUGGUUAAACAUAUUGGUAGCUAUGUCCGUGAAAUGCAACCAAGGCUUGGCUAUCAAGCUGGACAAACCUUAUACCCACCACACGCCACCCUUAGUCAAAUCCCUAACGAUCCUUUCAUUAACCUCCCUCCGAGUUUCACCACCUUACUCUCUGGUUGCUUCCCCAACUCCUCUCUAGAUGCAGGCCAAGCAACUGUAAAGCAGGAUCCUGAUCUAAAGUCACAGAUACUGAAGCACAUGGAAGAUUCUUCAUUUCAAGACAUGCUGCAGAAAGUUGAGAGAAUUAUGGAAGAAAUCGGAGGUAACUGGAUUCUCUGAGUUUCAUCUCGUCUCACAUAUACACCAUCUCAAUAUACUAUUCCAAAUCCAGUACUUUGUUUCAUGCAACAUAUAUGGUUUAAUCUUACACACAUUUUAAACAUUGUUGAUUUUCUUUCUACUUGUGAAUGAGAACACACUGACAUUUCUGAAUAUCAAAUGCA
Messenger RNA from Brassica oleracea var. oleracea, 1433 nucleotides. RefSeq lists its product as uncharacterized. The transcript is spliced from 7 exons. Bases 55 to 1269 code for a protein of 404 amino acids. The record is from RefSeq and is a predicted model, not a curated record. Lineage: Eukaryota; Viridiplantae; Streptophyta; Magnoliopsida; Brassicales; Brassicaceae.